Messenger RNA from Parnassius apollo (apollo), 1065 nucleotides. Lineage: Eukaryota; Metazoa; Arthropoda; Insecta; Lepidoptera; Papilionidae. The record is from the annotation of a GenBank genome assembly.
AUGUCAACCAGUGUUUCUAUAUCAGAGCUUCAAAAAGAAAAAGGGACUUUUCAAGAUGUCUUACCUAGUGUAAUCGACUCACUUGUCACAAGUCCGAAGCUGUCGGAAAUACCUGAGUUUUCAGUGUGGAUAAAAAAGAUAUUGGAUUACAAUUUGGCUGGUGGUAAGAAGAACAGAGGACUAACUACAGUACUUGCUUAUGAAAUGCUAGAGAAACCAGAGAAUAUUACAGAGGAAUCAUUAAGGCUGAGUCGUACAAUGGGAUGGUGUGUUGAAAUGUUACAGGCGUAUCUUUUAAUGGCAGACGAUAUAAUGGAUGGAUCUACGACGCGUAGAGGUGUAACUUGUUGGUACCGACUUCCAGAAGUUGGUCUUGGCGCCAUUAAUGACACUAUUCUUGUAUACACCUCUAUGAUAGAAAUAUUGAAAACACAUUUUGGUGACAAGAAACAAUAUACUCAUAUAGUAAAUUUAUUUAAUGAAACGCUGCUAUUUACGUCCAUAGGGCAACACUUAGACUACACAAUGGCACAGCGAAAAAAGAACGAUUACAGUCUAUUUACGGUAGAACGUUACAAUGCUAUUGUUAAAUACAAGACUGCUUAUUAUACAUUCAAAUUACCCGUUUGCUUGGGCAUGCUUUUAGCUAACAAUACAGACACGGAGAGCCACAAAAGAGCUGAAGAAAUAUGUUUAGAAAUCGGCCAUCUCUUUCAAAUGCAAGAUGAUUUCAUAGACUGUUUUGGCGCGGAGUCAGUGACCGGUAAAGCGGGUACGGACAUACAGCAGGGCAAAUGUUCCUGGCUAGCCGUAAUGGCUUUACAGCGCUGUAACGAAGCACAACGCAAUGUGUUCACAUCCUGCUACGGCAGCAGAGAGCCCGCACAUAUAGAACGCAUUCAGAGGCUUUACGAGCAGCUGGAACUACCACAGCUGUAUCGUCAGGAGGAACGCAACCGUUAUGACGCGGUCGUGGAAAGAGUGCGGGGUCUAUCAGUUGACACUGGUCUCCCGCCUGAACUUUUCCUCAGAAUGCUUGAAAUGAUCUACAAAAGGAAACUAUAG